GGAGACUGUAGAGGGGAGGAGAUUACAGCCAGAGAGUCAUGCUUUUCUUUCAAAACAAGAGCAGAACAGUACUGCAGCCGUCCAUAAACUAGCUCCAUGAAGUUUCCUUUCAGGGCAGUUGAUGUCUGCAUAGUCAAAAGCUGAAAUGAUCUGGUGAUGGCAGUCAGUGGUACUGGAAUUCGAUGAAUCAGACUGCAGUGGGAAGGGGUGAAGACAAGGCCUUACAGAUGUCCCUGUUGUGUCUGAGUUCUCAAACAGUCAGUGGGGUCAUGACCCAGAAGAUGGAAGAAACCCCUCUACCAUCUGCUGUAAAGUUAAGAGGACAGAAGCCCAAGACUGCCAAAAAGAAAAAAGCCCCUCCUCAAAGAGAUGAUGUGUCACAUUUGGUACGUAGUCCAGAAAACAAAAAUGCUACCAUAAUGUGUGGAAGCCCUACAACCUCUCCACAACACUCAAGCCAGACCAUUUCAAGUUGGCAAGCAAAGGUAAAGGCACUCAAAGAAAAUACACUAGCUACACAGUUAUGCCCCGGAGAAAGGAUAUCUGCAAGUACGAACAGGCAGCCAAUGAACACUUUUUCCAUAAAACAGUCAUCAGAAGAUGUGGAGGUGAAGCCAGAAGAUCAGCUCUCUACUUACCCGACAGAUAAAUAUUUGAAUGGUGUGGAGGAGGAGACAGAACGGAAGCAUAUUUUGUAUCCUGAAUCUCAAUGCCCACUGCGAAGCCCUUGUGAACCCACAGACUCUAAAAAUGCAACCACACAGAAUAGACAGUGUAGUGCAGAAAAACUUUUUAAAAAUAAAGGAGGUACUUUGGGAGCAUUCGGGUCCCCCAAGUCUGGCCAAAGAAUAACAGGAAGCCUGCAGUCUUUAGAUAAUAUUUUGAGGGACCCUCCACACAAUGAAUGCUACAGAACUCCUGUUUCUGGAAGGCAGAAGACUACAGAAAGGUUUGCAAAACAAGACCUGAAAAUGGGACUCUCGAGGGCUGAAAGCUUGGAGAGCCUGGGUUACAGUGACAGUGCUUCCACUGGUAACCAGUCAAGAAUGCUGUGGGGAGCUGAUAGCUGGAACAGUAUUGGAACUAGUAAUGCUUCAAGUCUGUUGUCAUUAGCAGAAAGGAUUGAAAUGAAUAAAACCCUCCUCAAACAGAUGCUAAGUGUUACGGGUCCAAAACACACUGAAGAUGAACGACUGUCUCAUGAAAGCAGUAGCAGUAGCAAAAAGGACAUUCUUUCAGUGCCAGACCACACUGGGAAGGGAACAUUGCCAAAUGACAGUGACUUGGACUCUGGCAUUUCUUUGCAGGAAUCUGAAGGAUCAAGAGCCUUUGUUUCCAGUGAAGACCUUCCACUAAGUCCCAGACAUGAGCAGGCAAAACGACUGCUGGAAAGAGCACGUAUGAAGGCCAGGACUCAUCCUCUCAAAGCUGACCAUACUAUCCAACCUCUCAAGCAAGACAGUUUGGGAUUCCAGUGCACUGAUGUUCAAGACCAUAAGAAAAUCACAGCUUUCAAGGAUAUUAGCGGAAACCUCAGUGAUUCUUCCAGUGGAGAGUCCAGCUGUGGACCUCAUAGGAAACGUGGGCAGUCACCAACUCGUGUUCGUUUUGAGGAUGAGUCGGCUCAAGAAGCAGAGGUUCGUUACCUGGAAAGGACACAACAAAACAAAAAGGAGACAGUGGAGCCUACCAUAACCCAUGGAUUUGGUCUGUUACUGUCUAAACCUGAUCUCACAGCGUAUAUCACUAGUAGUUUACAUCGCAACGAAGUAGACCCCCAGAGGGCAGAACUAAUCAACAGAUUAUAUGAUAGUACCCAAAUGCAGAGGGAUGGCUUCAGUAGAAAAGAUGCCGAUGACAGACCAUCUUCUCUGCUGGGGAAAACGGGUUCUGCUAAGAGCUUACUAUAUCUUGUUGAUGCAAAUGAGCAAUGCAGGACACAUGAUUCCUACAACACCUCAACAAACUGUAACUCAGGGCUUGGCUUUGAACCACCAGCAUAUGAAUUUCCAGGUAUCAGUAUUCUAAAGCAUGAUAAAAAAAACUGUAAUGUCCUCCAUGAAGGAAAACUGCCAACACAGGAAGAAAAGCCAGACCUCCUGCAGCAAGAAACCAGGGUAGUACCCUGUUGGGUACUUCCUUCACAGCACCGAAUUAGAACAGAACCAAUAAAAGAAACUUACAUUGGAGAGGUCACUGCAAUUGAUGAUAUUCACUCUGUUGCUGAAAAUGCUGGUGUUUUGGAAGUCUGUAAGAAAAAAAAUGAAACUCAUGGGGUAGACAUGAAUAGUCCUAUAGAAAAUCUGAGUAACACAUAUCCUUACUACAGACAACAUAUAGACUGUCAUAACGGAACAUUUACAGAAAGAGAAUUAGAAAAUCAACUCACCAGUAUAAAAUGCAAUCCUCAUAUGGAGAUAGAAGACAUGGAGAAGAGAAACAAGUAUACCAAAGAUGCUGAAGGUUACACACAGUAUGUUAAAAAACAGAAAAAAAAUCCCUCAGAAACAAAUAAUAAAUUCCUUGAAUGCAACAACUAUAAUCAAGAGGUCUGUAUUGUCUCCUCUGGGGAGGAGACAUCAGUUACUGGGGUUACUGGUGUACUGCCACUUCAUACUGGAGCAGAAGUGAUUAUUGAAUAUGAAGACCCUUCCCUGGGAACCAUCCAAAUGAGUGGUUUUCCACAAAACACUUUUGACCAGGAAGUACAAAAUGGUAGUGCUGAUUGCCAUGAAAUAUCCCACAAUCAGCCGCGAGACUCUUCUCCAUGUUUACCCUUGCAGUACAGAUCCAUUACACCUACACCACCUCCUCCUCUUUCAUCAUUACAAGGUGAUACAAAGUUCUCCUCACCAAAGAAAUAUCACUUUCUAAGGAAGCUUGGAAGACAGCCUCAGACACAGUGUAAAAGCAACAACCAGAACAUUAAGGUCACCUCUCCCUUACAUCUCCAAAACAGCACUCUGCCCUCAGACUGUAGCCUAGGAGCUCAUAUAAACAGUUUACCUAGUGAAACCUGUUCCUCUGUAUCAUCUGUAUCAUCAUACAGAGCAGCUCAUUUAGGCACAGAAUCAGAUAUUAGCUGGAACAAAAAUAAUAACUUCAUGGACAAGCAGGUAACCAAAGAUGAGAUAAACAGCAAUGAAUCAAAGACACUAAAGAAACAUUCAAGACGUCCAUCUCAGAUGUUAGCAACAGCUAGCCAGUUUAAAUCAGUAUUGGCUUGUGAAGAGCAUAAACAAAUAAGGAAUGGCGCCAGAAGCCAGAAUGCAGAGGUUUACUCCAAUGCUAAAGUGCUUAUGCUGGCAACUGACACCUGUGAGAAAGUGAAUUCAAGUGUGUUUCCAGGCAGAAUAGCUGACAGAAUUUCACUGGACCAACUGCACAGCAGUGGCACAGAGAAUUACAAUGACUCUGUAGACAGCAGGGUACUCUCAUCUAGCGAAGGGCAAAACAGGGGGGCAUCCAAGAUUUCAGGUGCUGAGGUGGUUGGCAGCAUAUCAGUUAAUUCCUCAAGAUUUCAUUCACAGCACUUUGCUAAAACUAUUGAGUCCCCUGACAUUGGGUCCUUGAACCUACCGAGUCAUGGUUCACAGGAGCUUUCCUACAGCCAAGAAUCUAUAGUUGAAACAUUCAUAAAAAAUCAAGAGAUUACCAGAAGAAGCUCUCCAUCCAGAUUUUCUGAAGAUUUGCAUGGAGAAGUAAAGACCCAAGCUGAAAAGAAAUCUAGAGAAGGUCGCCCCAGUUCUGGUAUCAAAAAAUUCUUUGCUGCUAUUGGACAGAACACUGUAAACAAAUUUGGAAGGAUUCGAGCUUCAAGUCUAGAACAAAUACCUACACAAUCCAAGAACAAAGGGGGUGAGGCUUCCUUAACAGAUGAGACAAGUCCAAAACUGAAGAAAGCACCCUCUUUCCAAUCACUUAAACUGAAGGUAUCGCCAUUUUCUCAGCUGAAGAAGGCAUCCUCAGCUCAGAGCUUAUUUUCUUCUAAAAGGACAAAUGACCGUUCCAGCUUGUACAUGGCAGGAGGUGCAGCAGAAUCUCCAUCAGCAGAGAGGAAGACAGGAGUUAAACCUAAACGAUCCCUUAGUGUGGAAGAUGUAGGGUCUCCAGGCUUGUUAAGGACACUUGGACGGUUAGUGGAAACCUUUCCUGAUGGCACUUUUCAACUGGAGCUGAUACGGCCUCCCAGUGGAACUUUUGGAAUUGUUAUCUGCAUAGGGAGUGGAAAGGGUGAUAAAGGUGUCUAUGUUCAACGAUUGGUUGACCAGAACAUAGAGAAACUGUACAUGGGGCUGCUGAUGGUGGGAGAUGAGAUUCUGGAGAUCAAUGGAACAAAAGUUGCAGGUCUGACCUUACAGGCCUUGAAUGAGCUUAUGAUGCAAAAAGACACAUUGUCACUUCGAGUACUUCGAAACAUCAGAAUUAAACGAUGACAGCCUUUGAAAAAAUACAGUCUCGCGGACUUAAACUUUGUCUCUCAAAUAGGGGAAAAGGGCGCCCAAAGAUCAUAUGACAAAGAUAUCAAGACCCCUGCUGGAAAUCAUCCUUAAAGUCAUGACUGGGGUGCACUUUUUCUGCCUCAUGGCAUAGCAAAAGCUGAACACUUGAUUCUUUGUUUACAGGAAGUUAAGGGGACAGUGCAAAACAAUCAUGGAUAAACAAAAUUGCGGUGAUCUGUAUAAUUCCAGGAAGUAAUUAUUCAUUUCAUAGUCCACUAGUUGUCUUAUUACAAAUGGCAGUUGCAAAACGAGUAAUAACUGCUGAUAUAUCACUGGUAUUUCUGAUAUAAUUGCUGAAGCAUUUGUUAAACCACUGGUUCAUUUAGUAGUAUUUGUAAAGUGUUUUCUCACAGGCAGAGACUCUACUUCAUGUUGCAGUGUUUUAAAUGCAUUAUAGGUUAAUGUCAAGCAAAGUGCACUUUCCUGUUUGGAAGAUGAAAUCGUUUUUACAAAGAUAAUUCAGUUUAUGUUGAAUAACAGUAAGUGAUUUUGUUAUGAGAGCACAGCCAGACUCUGUUCCCUUUUCAGUCCUCACCAUUCACAAAAGCAGGAUAUCAGGGUCUCUAGCACCUUAAAGAGUUGUUUUUAUAUAUUUAUCAUGUUUUACAGUAGAGGCCAACCUCAGAUGACAUCACAUGGAAAGAGGGACUAUUUUUUUAGGUUUGUUUACUGUCUUGUUCUAAAGAAAUCAGCAACAUUGGGCAUACUAUGGGAGGCACAGUUAAAUAAGACUGUGCCAGUGGUAGUGGGAAUGGUGGUGGGUGGGGAGCGGGGAAGGGGAUAAGCGUGUAUCUGUGUCAGUAUUAUGUGACAACAUCCUGGAUUGCUGGGAUGGCCCUAACAUGUAUGUCAGCGUCUAAGGACAUGUAAUGUAUUACAAAUGGUACAAUGCCACUGAGUGUUUAUGGAUUUGUACAGGAAACUACUCCUGAGGGGGUCUGUUUUGUUUUUCAUCUGUUACAUUUUUGGUCCUUGUGAACUACAAAAUGUGCCAUUGUUAAAGAAGUCUGCAUCUGUAUUACAUAUUCGUGUAUUAAACAGAAGCAUUCUAAGAAA
This is a messenger RNA of Protopterus annectens (West African lungfish), 5558 nucleotides long. RefSeq names its product KIAA1614 ortholog. The record is from RefSeq and is a predicted model, not a curated record. The coding region runs from base 183 to 4436 and encodes 1417 amino acids. Gene Ontology annotation, biological process: establishment or maintenance of cell polarity; regulation of cellular localization; centrosome cycle. Gene Ontology annotation, cellular component: cell cortex; apical plasma membrane; nucleus. Gene Ontology annotation, molecular function: protein kinase C binding. The transcript is spliced from 10 exons. Lineage: Eukaryota; Metazoa; Chordata; Ceratodontiformes; Protopteridae.